AUGCGCAGCGUUUCCAGGAAAUGCAUUACUCAUGAUCUUGCCACUGCUUUCAACAACAGGGGACAAAUCAAGUACCUGCGAGUUGACUUCUAUGAAGCAAUGGAGGACUAUACAUCAGCCAUACAAACCCAGCCUGAUUUUGAAGUCCCAUAUUAUAACAGAGGAUUAAUACUGUAUAGGCUAGGUUACUAUGACGAGGCUUUAAAAGAUUUCAAGAAAGUUCUAGCAUUAAACCCUGAAUUUGAAGAUGCUUCCUUAAGUCUAAAACAGACUAUUCUUGAUAAAGAAGAAAAACAAAGAAGGGCCUCUUAAAAAUCCUACAAGAUCCAUACAAAUGCUUUCUUGAACACUCAAUUAUCUUGAGAUUUUAGUCUUUGAAUAAAACACAAGAUUGUUUACAUUUAAUUUAUCUUGCUCUAGAGAAAAGAAACUUUUUGGUUUAGAUAAAUAAUCAAAGUAGGUAUGUACAAUAAUUGCCAAGUAAACUAUAGAUUUUCUUUUAUAGUUCUGAAAUUGCAAUGUUGGACAAAAGCACAGUGUCAAACCUGUCUAUGAUGCUGGUCAUUCUGUGUUGAAAUAUUUAUAAUAUAUACAAAGAUGGUGGACAAUUCAGAAAUUAUUACUUAAGUCUGUUAAAAAUGUUUACAUGUACUCUUGCACAGAUUUAUUUAAUAAGUCUUCAGUGAAGGAAAUGGACAAAUUAUAGCAAGUUUCAAUACUUGAAGCUUUUUAGUAGAAAUAAUCUGUUUAACAUUAUUAAAACUGUUUUACAGUAUGUUAGUAGGCUGGAAUAUAACAUCUGCCAAUUGAUUUCCAGUAUGGCCAUCACAAAGGCAACGGACUAUUGAGUAAAGGAUACUAAAUGGAUAUAUUGUUUUGAUUUCUGUAUCAUGCCGGAAAGCACAAGGACUGUAAUUGUUUGAGUUGUUCAUAGGCAAAUAUCUUUUGGCUUGUUUUCUGUUUUUGGAAAAAAAAAAUUAUUACAUUAAAUCUAGUGUGAUCUAACUAGCCACAAGGGUAAAGGCACAAUGGUGCAUCUUUUAUUUCAGACUGGACUACAGAAGCAGCAGCAACUCAAGUCACAAGCAUAGGAUCUGUUAUGAGAUUGUGUUGUGCACAGCAAUAAAGUUCCAGUUUAAAAAAAGGUUUUGAUUGCAAGUAUGGUAUCAAUUUGAAAUGUAUCCUAAAUAAAUAAGAUCACUUUAAUGUUCCUUUUAUACUCUGUAUUGCUUCAUGGAAGAUGUCACAGCUCCUUACAAAUGCAAAGUCACAUCCUGUUGACGCUCAGAAAUCAUUCCAAUGAAGUUUCAUACCAUACUCAAUCAGCAGAGAGUGAAGUUUAGCCCUUAAGUUGAUUUAUGUUCUGGCUACCAUCCUUACUACUUUUGUUAUACAAACUGCUUCCAGCUCUGGGCUGAACCAUUAAAGCAGUUUCAGUGAGCACAAUACCCUGUAGACACAAUUUUGUACAACCUAUAGUGCUUCAUGGACAAUGGUUAUAGCCUUCUGACACCCCUGUUAGGUUUUGUGACAUUGUUUCCCCUUUUUUUAAAGGUGGAGAAGCAGACCUACUGUGCCAGUAGGA
Molecule: messenger RNA, 1585 nt
Organism: Pelodiscus sinensis (Chinese soft-shelled turtle)
Lineage: Eukaryota; Metazoa; Chordata; Testudines; Trionychidae
Source: RefSeq, a predicted model, not a curated record